Messenger RNA from Cladocopium goreaui, 2115 nucleotides. NCBI's taxonomy places the organism in Eukaryota, Dinophyceae, Suessiales, Symbiodiniaceae. The record is from the annotation of a GenBank genome assembly.
AUGGGAGGUCGGGGUAAGACUGUGGCCAAGGCAAAGCCUGAGCCCAAGCUGCCCGCUAGGGGACCCAAAAAAACUGCAAAGCAGCAGCCUAGCAUUUCCCCUUUGCUAGAUGCCGAGAAUGAAGCAGCAGUUGCUACUUCAGGUGCUGAAUACAAUUUGGAUUUGAUCACGGCCGCAAACAGGGCCCUGGCAGAGCUCGCGGAGAUCAAUUGGCCCGGCGUGGGGUCGGAAGAUCCUGUGGCGCUUGGGUCGAUGUACCGUGACAACAAUGAUGAGGAAAAGCUGUCAAAAUGGAAGCACUUUGCUCUCUCAGUUGAAUUCGAAUACUUCAUUGCCACCAACGACGAGGACAUCUACUUCAUGGCAAUGAACCUGAGGCAAGACCUGCUAGCCGACCGUGAGGCCAUGGUUCACACCACCUUGCAGAAGGUGAUCUCUGUGUUGCAUUGCAAGCAACGAAUGGAACGUGUCACAGAGUCCUUUGUGGAGACUGCCGUAGCCAUGUCGAAGAAGAUCCUGGCGCACAAGCAUCUGAUGGAACUGUACGAUGGCUGGAAGAAUGGCCAUCUUGGAGCUGACAUGUUGACUUGGAGGGGUAUCAACAAUGCUCUUCAUGGAAAAGGGACUUGCGAUCUCUUUGUGGGUCAGCUGGAACUACGGGAAUAUCUCUUUGCAAAAGUGAUUCCGAAAUGUGGCUACAUGGGCGAGAAGGUGGAUUUGACCUGGAGAGCAGGAUGGCCCAAGUCUGCGGAGCUCUUCUGGGCUUUUUUGGAGGCUUCAGAAUGGGUGACCAACGGCGAAGUGGAGAACCGCUUGGAUACCAUCAAAGAGCAAGUUGCCAAAGAGAAGAAGGCGUCAAAGUCGAACAACGAUGAAAAGAAUGAUGACACCGGCGACGACGAUGACGUUGUGAUGCAGGAUGUUCCUGGCACCAAUGCCGAGGAAGAGGAGGAUGAGUCAGGUACAGGUCACCUGAAGGUUCAAACUCAAGGCAUGCAAUAUGGUGAGAACCCACGUGACACCAAGGUCUGUGGGGAGGCCGGUACCCAACCGGCACUCCGAUUGCCCCCUCUGCGGGAGGGCCGCCACCCGCGCCUCUUUCAGGCGGCAUUGUCCUUGAGGCAGGAGAAUGGCUCCAUGCUACCCGGUGACAAGGUGGAAACUUGGUCGGCUCCAUUCGUUCUGAAGAAGGAGAUCUACGGGAAAGGGAACCGAAUUGGUGUUGGUGGGAAAGGUGAGGAAUUGGAAGGCUUACAGAAAGGUUCCCGACGAAAGGAUGAUGACAUUGAGCCGGUUGCAUAUCACGCCCUGCCGUCCAAGGUCGGCUAUCUUAUGAAGUGGCUGGAAACCAAGUGCUGGGGUGCCAUGUAUGAUCCCGAGUCGCCGCUCUAUGAGCCCACGUUAUCGGCCUUGCUUCGAAAGAAGUCCUCGAACAACAAGAAGGCCCAAUCGCCCAACCUGUCAGAGGCUGAAGCCUACUACAUGAGUGAAAGUGACCCAGCCCUUCGUGAACGUAUCCGAAAGCUUUAUCGCCCGAAAAAGCUGUCUAAGGUGAUGGACUGCUUUCAGUACGGUGGCCUGCCUCAGCGCCGGCCACGUCUUUGGAUUGUUGGGCUGAACAAGUACGCCGUCAAGAGAAAGUUCAAAUGGCCAAAACCAUUGAAGAAGUUCCGGAAGGUCAAACUCUCUGACUUUCUUGGGAGGAAGAGCGAUGACUUUCAGUUUCCAACUUCUCAAGGGGGGCGGAAACGAUUGAGGGCUGGCUUGAAAAGGAUCAUCAAUGAAUACCAAGGGGACACCGAUGAUUGUUGGGUGGUGGAUUGCGCUGCCAGCAAGAAAUUUGCUGGGAAGCCAGCAUUUGAAAUGUCCCCAUGCUUGACCCGAACGCGAUCUGGUGGAGAUUCAUUUUGGAUCACAUCCCAUCGGCGUUUCCUCAAUCUGCAGGAGAAAGCGAAGCUACAAGGAUGGUCUUCAUGCAGGACGGAGGAUUUGUCAGAGAGACAAUUUGCCCUCGCUCUCGGCAAUGCAUGGCCGCGCCCUGUUGCUGAAAGAAUUAUCGUGGCACUCAAUAAGUGCAUGGGAUGGAUGCCGGAAUUGGCUGAUCCCUAUUUGUGA